UUAAUAAUGCCAGCAGCUAGCAAAUCAGUAAUCCAGUUCGAUGCUUGGGUACCCAUGCCGCCACAGUUGCGCCCGUGUCGUGCUACUUACAAGACGUCUUUAACGCAGUGUUCUCUCAGAUUUCUUACACAAACAAAUCAAAACAAUUAACAAAACAAAAAUGGUUUCUGCUGUAAAAUCAUUGUUGGCUAUUGCCGUUAUCGCCAGUGUUGCAUGUUCAGCCUUUGCCGUGCGAUGCUACAUCUGCGACUCGAUCACCAAUCCCAAGUGCGGUCAGAAUUUCGAGGCCAGCGAUGACAUGAAAUACGAUUGCGCACGCAUAUCGCCGCCGCGCUUCCUGCCGAACUUCGUCAACGCGAUCAAUGCCACCGGCUGCAUGAGGAAGGUGCUCGACAUUACCGGAGAUCCCCAGGUCAUCCGUGGCUGCUUCUAUGGUGAUGUUUCGAAUACGCAAUCCGGCUGCCAGGCCGAUCCCUCUUUGCCAUUCGUGAAGCAGUUGGCGUGCGAUAUUUGCACCGAAAAUCUCUGCAAUGGCUCCAACGCCACAGCCCCAUAGCCGUCGCCAUUGUACUUUUCUUCGCAUUGGCACGUAUGCUGUCCUAAGUUGUUGGGUCGCCACUGUAAUCUGCGCUGUUUGACAAAAUACCAUACAAAAUUUAGUAUAAGACCUUAACUUCUCUAGCAAACAGCGUUCUAAAUCUCGAUACUGUAUUCUUAGUGUAGUGUACUCGUAGCUUUGUGCAUUUUAUUUGAUCUAUUUACAAUCAUUCGGCGAUGGAUUGCGCCCGGAAUAUGCGAUUAUAUGAAAACACACGCAACAAGUGUGUAUAUUUAAGUGCUCUUGUAUGUUUUUAAUUUUAUUAAAUAAAAUAUGUGUAAAUUGUAA
Messenger RNA from Bactrocera neohumeralis, 886 nucleotides. RefSeq lists its product as uncharacterized. The record is from RefSeq and is a predicted model, not a curated record. Gene Ontology annotation, biological process: regulation of synaptic transmission, cholinergic; positive regulation of voltage-gated potassium channel activity; sleep. The transcript has 4 exons. The coding region runs from base 161 to 556 and encodes 131 amino acids. NCBI's taxonomy places the organism in Eukaryota, Metazoa, Arthropoda, Insecta, Diptera, Tephritidae.